Panicum virgatum (switchgrass) is the source of this 1560-nucleotide messenger RNA. Its product is annotated as ATP-dependent DNA helicase pif1-like. The transcript has a single exon. Gene Ontology annotation, biological process: telomere maintenance; DNA repair. The record is from RefSeq and is a predicted model, not a curated record. Gene Ontology annotation, molecular function: DNA helicase activity. Lineage: Eukaryota; Viridiplantae; Streptophyta; Magnoliopsida; Poales; Poaceae. Bases 1 to 1560 code for a protein of 519 amino acids.
AUGUCCGAGGACUAUAAGCGUAACAGUGCAUCAACCGCGGUGGUCGAUCAGAUGGUUUUGAUCGAUAUUAGGAAAAUGCUUCAGUCAAUGGGUAAGGAUAUUAAGUCAUUUCCUCUUCCAGAUGUUGACGACAUGUAUGAUGAUGCUAAUGGUAUUCCCCGUGAGAUAUUCGAGGAGGCAAACAUUGAGGCGAACAAUGACGAUGUAGCUAUGGUGGAGACUCUAAACGUAGAGCAAAGGGAUGCUUAUGAUGUCAUCAUGGCCGCUGUUAACAAUGAUAAGGGUGGAUUAUUCUUCGUUGAUGGACCUGGUGGGACUGGGAAGACAUUCUUGUACAGAGCGUUACAUGCAAACCUACGUCACCAAAACAAAAUUGCAGUGGCUACAGCUACAUUUGGUGUUGCAGCCUCCAUAAUGCCGGGUGGCAGGACAUCCCACUCUCGUUUCAAGAUCCCGCUGACCUUAGAAGAAGGUGCAUCUUGUAGUUUUACUAAACAAAGUGGUACUGCUAAAUUGCUACAGACAGCAUCUCUAAUAAUAUGGGAUGAAGCUUCUAUGACAAAGAGACAAGCCAUUGAGGCACUAGACAAUAGCCUACGAGAUAUAAUGAACUGUCCAAAUAUGCCGUUUGGUGGGAAGACUGUUGUGUUUGCGGGGGAUUUCAGGCAAGUCCUACUAGUUGUGCGGAAAGGGUCCAGGGCUCAGAUAGUUGAUGCUUCGUUGCGGAGGUCGUAUCUUUGGGAGUACAUGCACCAACUUAAGCUGGUACGCAACAUGAGAGCACAGAAUGAUCCAUGGUUUGCAGAUUAUUUGCUGCGCAUCGGUGGAGGUAUAGAGGAUGUUAAUUGUGAUGGAAACGUUCGUCUACCAGAUGAAAUUUGCGUGCCAUAUGCAGGAGGUGGCAAAGCCCUUGAUACACUGAUCGAAAGCAUCUUUCCAAAUCUAAAUGAAAACAUAACAAAUAAGGACUACAUCACUUCUAGAGCAAUUCUGUCCACACGUAAUGACUGGGUGGAUGGGAUUAAUAUGAAGAUGAUUGGUAUUUUUCAUGGUGGGGAGACAGAAUAUCACAGUUUUGAUUCUGCCAUAGAUGACCCACAUAACUACUAUCCCGCAGAGUUUCUGAACACAUUGACGCCCAAUGGACUGCCUCCGCAUGUGUUGAAGCUAAAGAUCGGAUGUCCAAUUAUAUUGCUUAGAAAUCUCGACCCCGCAAAUGGAUUAUGCAAUGGAACAAGGCUGGUUGUACGUGGAUUCCAAAGGAACACCAUAGAUGCAGAAAUUGUGUUGGGGCAACAUGCUGGAAAGCGGGUUUUCCUCCCUCGCAUACCAUUGUGCCCAUCCGAUGAUGAAAUGUUUCCGUUCCAAUCUAAGAGAAAGCAAUUCCCUAUCAGGCUUAGUUUUGCAAUGACAGUGAACAAGUCACAGGGGCAGACAAUUCCUAAUGUUGGUGUUUACCUACCUGAACCUGUGUUCUCUCAUGGCCAAUUGUAUGUUGCAAUGUCUCGCGCUACUGCCCGUGUUAACAUCAGGAUUCUUGUUGUUCCACCUAAUGCUUAG